Molecule: messenger RNA, 1758 nt
Organism: Endocarpon pusillum Z07020
Lineage: Eukaryota; Fungi; Ascomycota; Eurotiomycetes; Verrucariales; Verrucariaceae
Product: Heat shock protein 60
Exons: 3
Coding region: 1-1758 (585 amino acids)
Biological process (GO): protein import into mitochondrial intermembrane space; apoptotic mitochondrial changes; mitochondrial unfolded protein response
Cellular component (GO): mitochondrial matrix; mitochondrial inner membrane
Molecular function (GO): protein-folding chaperone binding; ATP binding; ATP-dependent protein folding chaperone
Source: RefSeq, a predicted model, not a curated record
AUGCAGCGAGCACUUUCUUCAGUAACCCGUGCCUCCACUGCGCCAACAUCUUUCUCCAAACUACGAACAGGACGCAACCUACAGCAACUGCGAUUUGCGCACAAGGAGCUUAAGUUUGGUGUCGAAGGUCGAGCAGCUUUGCUCAAGGGUGUGGAUACUUUAGCAAAGGCUGUCUCAACCACACUUGGCCCUAAAGGCAGGAACGUAUUGAUCGAGUCCAGCUAUGGCUCACCAAAAAUCACAAAAGAUGGCGUAACUGUCGCGAAAGCUAUUUCGCUGCAGGAUAAGUUUGAAAAUCUUGGAGCUCGCUUGCUACAAGAUGUUGCGUCGAAAACCAACGAAGUCGCCGGUGAUGGUACAACUACUGCCACAGUCCUCGCUAGAGCAAUAUUUUCUGAGACCGUCAAGAACGUUGCUGCUGGCUGCAAUCCGAUGGACCUCCGCAGAGGAAUUCAGGCUGCAGUCGACGCCGUUGUUACAUUCCUUAGGGCCAACAAACGUGAUAUCACAACAGGGGAGGAGAUUGCACAAGUAGCAACCAUCUCGGCCAAUGGUGAUACUCACGUUGGCAAGCUGAUCUCUAAUGCAAUGGAGAAGGUUGGCAAAGAGGGUGUAAUUACGGUCAAAGAAGGAAAGACGUUGGAGGACGAGCUUGAUGUCACGGAAGGAAUGCGGUUUGACCGAGGCUUUACAUCACCCUACUUCAUUACAGAUACCAAGGCACAAAAGAUCGAAUUCGAAAAGCCCCUUAUACUCCUCUCCGAAAAGAAGAUCUCCGCCGUUCAAGACAUUAUCCCCGCCCUUGAAGCCUCGACCCAGCUACGACGCCCGCUUGUGAUCAUUGCCGAAGACAUCGAUGGAGAAGCUUUGGCCGUUUGCAUCUUGAACAAGCUUCGUGGCCAGCUUCAAGUUGCUGCAGUUAAAGCGCCGGGCUUUGGAGAUAAUCGAAAGAGCAUACUUGGUGACAUUGGAAUUCUGACGAACGCCACCGUUUUCACUGACGAGCUUGAGAUCAAGCUUGAGAAAGCUACUCCGGAUAUGCUCGGGUCAACUGGUUCGAUCACCAUCACUAAGGAGGACACAAUUAUUUUGAACGGAGAAGGAAGCAAGGAUGCUAUUGCACAAAGAUGUGAACAGAUCCGUGGCGUCAUGUCAGAUCCCUCUACGUCGGAAUACGAGAAAGAGAAGCUCCAGGAACGACUUGCCAAACUCUCCGGUGGUGUUGCUGUCAUCAAGGUUGGAGGAGCAUCUGAGAUCGAAGUCAGUGAGAAGAAGGACCGAGUGGUGGACGCCCUUAACGCUACGCGUGCCGCUGUAGAGGAAGGAAUCCUUCCUGGCGGUGGGACAGCAUUGCUGAAAGCCGCUGCUAACGGCCUUACCCAAGUCAAGCCCAGCAAUUUCGACCAGCAGCUUGGUGUAAGCAUCAUCAAGAGCGCCAUCACUCGUCCUGCCAAAACAAUUGUCGAAAACGCUGGCAUGGAAGGCAGUGUAAUUGUUGGCAAGCUGAUGGAUGAUUUUGGGGCGGACUUCAAUAAGGGUUACGACAGCUCGAAGAGCGAAUAUGUGGAUAUGCUUGCUUCUGGUAUCGUGGAUCCGUUCAAGGUCGUCCGUACAGCUCUAGUCGACGCCAGCGGUGUUGCGUCACUACUCGGCACAACAGAGGUUGCAGUUGUGGAGGCGCCAGAAGAGAAGAGCCCCGCAAUGCCUGGUGGAGGUAUGGGUGGUGGUAUGGGCGGUAUGGGCGGCGGCAUGUUCUAG